CACAUAUCCCGCCGGUUUUCGGGAAAUGAGCAUCUCACAAUCGUUGCUAGCUUUUACUCGGCCCGUUGACCGAUUAAUUUGCUUUAGAAAACUUUUAUCUUGUCCUCAUUGUGCUUUCUGGUUUGCAUGAUAUUUUCAAACCGGAGCUUGAGUUAUUGCGUCUUUGCACAGUUAAGUGUGGGGGGAUUUGAUGACUCGGUAUUUGCACAUGUUUUCCCCUUUGUUUCUUGAUUGUUUGAGCUUGAGUUAUUGCGUCUUUGUCCUAUUUUAUGCUAGGUUGUGUUCCUUUGUCACAUUUCAGGUCCUAGCACAUAAAGUGAAGCAUAGGCGCAAGUUUCAAAUCAAUCAGAGAUCAAUUGACGAUUUGGGAGAAGAAACUCGUGCAUGACCUGAAGAAGAAUGGAUUUCUACCUCACUUUAUGGACAAAUAAUCAUGCAAGCUUGUAAUGAAAAGAAAGACGACGAGACUACGAGCAUCUGGGAUCAAACGGGGACUGAUUCGGUGUCCGGACGAGGGAGAAACGAAGCAUUAAACAGAGGCUGAGCAAGCCACACGUGCAUCCUGGAACUCCACACGCCCGUGUGGGUCGUGGCCGUGUGGAAAUCACCGAGCCUUCACACGGGCAGCUGGGAAAGCCACACAUCCGUGUGGCCAGGCCGCGUGAUCGGGAAUUUCUGUUUAAAACUCGAUUUUCAGCCAAAGGAAAGGGGAGAGUUGGGUUUUGGUUCCCAAACACCCAAGGGACGAACCCUAGAGAGAGAGAGCGACUUGGGAACAUUCUUGGAGCUAUUUUGGAGGAUUUCUUCACCAUUGGAGCUCGAGAAACAAGUUUGGAGAUGGAGAUUAAAGAUCUAAUUGAGAAACUAUUGCCUUUCAAAAGUAAUUGCAACUUGGACCUAAUUGAGGAGCUAGGGGGAAUCAUACCUAAGUGAGUUCACAACUUGUAAUUAGUAGAGUAGUCAGUAGAGUAGUUUAUAAAUCAAUCCUUAAUCUAGUUUGCUAGAUAAUGAACUGAAGCUGAGUAAUAGUAACUCUACAGACCCGUGGAUUCGAUAUUUAUUACUUGUGCCACUAUACUGCAGUCCCUUUCAUUGGUUACACUUGGCCAUUGUUAGGUGUUGUGUUUUAGCGUGUCAAGUUUUUGGCGCCGUUGCCGAGGACUUUCUAGAGUAUUAGGAAAGGCAGAAGUUUGUUACUUUAGCGUUUUUAUUUUCUUUUCUUUUCCACCCUUGCUUUUCACUUGGGUGUUUUUGUUUUUGUUGGUGCAGAUCUGAAUCAUGGAUCCUCAUGGCUUCUCCAACAAUUGGGGGUAUCCACCACCACCACCCCAGUGGUAUUACCCCGAGACUCCCUGGAGCAAUCAAGGAAGAGAAGACUAUGGAUUCGGGUUCCAGUACCAACCCCCUUACUACGGAGAACAACCGGACCCCUGGGCAUAUCAAGAACAACCUCAUUAUCAAGAAGAAUUUCUCUCACAACAAGAAGGGCCAUCGGCGCUGGAGUUACCCAUGACGGCCUUCACGGGCCAUUCUGCAGAGCCAUGUUACACUCCAUAGCCAGAUCCAAACUAUGAAUUGAGGCUUCUCAUGGAGUAGUUUGCUCGAGAUUGUGAGAGAUCAUGCUACAGGAUGGAUCAUUGUGUCCAUGCCUAUCGUGAAACAGAGGAGAUCCUCCUGAGCCUUAAGAAGAGCGCCGAUGAUCUUGAGCGAUCUUUCGCACAAUCUGCUCCAGAUCACCCUUCUGCUACCAUACAAGAAGAGGAGGAGGAAGAAGAAGGCUACAAGGACAUAGUGGAGCACACUAAAGUUGUCACGGAGAACUCCCGUGAUGAUCUUGAUCAGGAAUGUCAUAUCAUAGACGACCACACAUUCCCACAUCCCAAACUGAGAUUUGAAGAGGCGGGCAUGAGUGAGGAUGUGCAAGAAGAUCUCAUGAAAGAAAUUGCUUGGCAACUUGCUCUCCAAUCCGUGCUAGAAGAAGAAGAGCAAGAAAGGGUGCAGAAAGAAGUUGUGGAGGAUGACAAAAGUGAAGCAGGAGGAGUUCUUGAUCAUUUCCCAGGGGUGAUACCACAUGAAGAAGAAAGUGAGGUUGAAGAAGCAAUUGGUGUCCAGGCUGAGGAUGAAGUUGAGGUGGAAGAGGCUUGCACCGGCCCUAUAAUACAAGUAAUAUACCCACCAAACUUCGAGGAACUACUUAGCAAGGACCCAUUUGCAGUGUCUCUUUGCCAAACCAAGGCCACAUCGACAUCUGUCCCUCUUGGUGGACACGAUGGUGGCCAAUCGAUGUUGUCAUAUAUGGUUUGGGGCAAUGAGACGAGAGAAGAGAAGAAGAGGUCUCGAGGAUGGAGACUUCAUCUGCAUCAAGUGCACGAGCUUCCAUCACCAGUCAUACCACAUGCUCGUGACUUGCGACUCGACCUCAUUGACGAGAACCUCAACUUCAAGGAGGUUCUAGCAUGGACCGAAACUUAGGAGCCAUCGUCUGGCUCACGACGUGAAAGAAGCGCUUGUUGGGAGGCAACCCAACCAGUCGAUUUGCAUUUCUUUCUCUAUUUCUCCUCGGUUGAGUCAGUUUUGUUAUUUGAUUUUAGAGUCAAUAACUCAACCUUUGUGAGAUUUUGUGUGGUGUUUGCGUUCUGAUUACUCUCUCUUCCUGGAAUGCACCGCUUGACCCGUCCAUCAUCAUUCACCCUUGAUCUGGUAACUUCGUUCUACCCUCCUUAUCUUUCCUCCAUUGAGGACAAUGUCGUGCUUAAGUGUGUGUGUGGGGGGGGGGGUGUUCGAUUAUGUAUGCGGGUGAAUGUUUGGCUGUUUGUGUGCUUGGAGCCUAGUCCACUGUCCAAAUUUUUAAAUUUGAGGGCUCCAAGUACGUGUUUCCUUGCAAAUUGCCUGCUCAGUAUGCUUUGAAUCAACUUCUCUAUAGUAGUGUGCAACCUAGGGAGGUAGUGUAGCACUAUGGAGGAUGUUGAAGUAUAAGAUUUUUCCUAUCUAGCUCUCUGUUGUGCCAGUUGAUUUUGUGAAGUAGUGGAGCUAAGACCGUUGAAUUCAUGUGGUAAUGGUGACUCUGUUUGGAUUGUGUUAUGGACUCGUGUAUCGAACAUGGUGCUCAUAUGGAAAAUGGGAAGCAGUUGGUCCUCCAUGUCGAAAUCAUUGAAAUCUUAAACAUGGGGUAAGCCCAACGUGUGUGGCACCGUUCAUUGCACAAAAUCGGGUUUUGGAAGAGAUUUUAGUGAUCCUUAGUGGGGUACUCCUACAAGGUGAAGCUAAGCUGUCUCUAGUACAAGUAAAAUUUUCACCCGUUGAACGGUUUACCUACUUGAGGAUGCGUUUUUAAGGGCACGGAUAGAGCUUCCGACCCCCCUUGAUUUCAUUGACCCUCCACACGAGUUGAGGAAAAGGAAUUAAAAGAAGUACUCUGGCGAGCACUAGAUGUACAAAAAUUGCUCUUGCUCGACUAAUAAGGGUCGACCGUGCAAAAGACUGCAGUUGGAACCCCCGUCAAGUGAAUGAAGAAAAAAAGAGAAAAAGAAAUGUAAAUGAAAGUGCAAAAAGGGGUUCUAACGGUGAAAUGAAGUGAAAGAGAACUCCGGUACAACGAGUCCUUGGUUGUGAAUGGUGUGAGUCCCUUUAUCCAUGAACUGACUGUCUUACUUCUACUUCUUCUCAUUUUCCUGGCUUGAGUCUAGUUCUCGCAUUGAGAGAGAUAGGGGACGUCUUAGAUGACCAGUUGACCUCGUAAGCUACUAUAUGAUCUAGGAAAUCCUCUACCGACGAUCGGGGUUGUUUGUCGCUAUAGAGGUCUGGAGAGCUGCAUUGGUUUGAGUUAGGUUUGCUUGGGGACAAGCAAACAGUUAAGGGUGGGGGGAUUUGAUGACUCGGUAUUUGCACAUGUUUUCCCCUUUGUUUCUUGAUUGUUUGAGCUUGAGUUAUUGCGUCUUUGUCCUAUUUUAUGCUAGGUUGUGUUCCUUUGUCACAUUUCAGGUCCUAGCACAUAAAGUGAAGCAUAGGCGCAAGUUUCAAAUCAAUCAGAGAUCAAUUGACGAUUCGGGAGAAGAAACUCGGGCAUGACCUGAAGAAGAAUGGAUUUCUACCUCACUUUAUGGACAAAUAAUCAUGCAAGCUUGUCAUGAAAAAAAAGAGGACGAGUAUACGAUCGUCUAGGAUCAAACGGGGACUGAUUCGGAGUCCGGACGAGGGAGAAACGAAGCAUUAAACAGAGGCUGAGCAAGCCACACGGGCAUCCUGGAACUCCACACGGGCGUGUGGGUCAUGGCCGUGUGUAAAUCACCGAGCCUUCACACGGGCAGCUGGGAAAGCCACACGGCCGUGUGGCCUGGCCGCGUGAUCGGGAAUUUCUGUUUAAAACUCGAUUUUCAGCCAAAGGAAAGGGGAGAGUUGGGUUUUGGUUCCCAAACACCCAAGGGACGAACCCUAGAGAGAGAGCGACUUGGGAACAUUCUUGGAGCUAUUUUGGAGGAUUUCUUCACCAUUGGAGCUCGAGAAUCAAGCUUGGAGAUGGAGAUUGAAGAUCUAGAUCAGAUUUCUGCAGUCUCUCUCUUCUCUAUGAAAUAACUUCCCUUCACUUAGGUUUUGAGGAACCGUAGUUCCAUGUGUUGGGAUCUUUCUUGUAUGAAGUUUUGGAUGCUAUAUUGUUUGAUUAUAAUCGAUUGAGGCAUGAUUAAUAGAUUCAAUUGAAGCCUGAUCAUCUUCUCUUGAUUUCUGCUUUAACCUAUGAUAGAUAGAAUAUGAUUAGGUUAAGAGUGCUUCCAUGAUUGAUAGUGGUGAAUUGGUUGUGCGAGAGUCAACCAAUUCACUGCUUUGUACUGGAAUUCAUUCCUGUAGUGGAGAUCUGUGUGAAUCGCCUUAGCAGUCUAUCCUGGUGAAGGCUAGUCGCCUGCCGGGUAUUCUGUCUAAGUGGGCUUGGUCAGCUUAAGAGAUUCCAAGCUAAUUUAGGAUCUUCUGUAGUUUAAUCAACAGUAGAUCAACCAAAAGUAAUUGCAACUUGGACCUAAUUGAGGAGCUAGGGGGAAUCAUACCUAAGUGAGUUCACAACUUGUAAUUAGUAGAGUAGUCAGUAGAGUAGUUUAUAAAUCAAUCCUUAAUCUAGUUUGCUAGAUAAUGAACUGAAGCUGAGUAA
Linum trigynum is the source of this 5137-nucleotide messenger RNA. NCBI's taxonomy places the organism in Eukaryota, Viridiplantae, Streptophyta, Magnoliopsida, Malpighiales, Linaceae. The record is from the annotation of a GenBank genome assembly.